GUGCCAGCACGAAACUGAAGUAUCUGUACCCACCCGUUCAGUUGGUGUUCAAACUUCAAACUCCGAACACACAGACACUGAACAUACCGGCAAUUGAUUGGCCACAAAAUGACAGGCAAAUCUGAAAUGAAUUUUUCAUUCCUGUUAAUUUCAGUGCUUGUGAUUAGUCAAGUUAACUGUGUUAUCCCACCUGUUAACGAUGUCAAUAAUUGGGCUGGUGAGUUGGAAAAAGCACAGCAAGAUUUCAAUUUGGACUCGUACACGAAGCAGUGGAUGGAUGAGUGCGAGAGGGUCAAUGGUAGCGAGGCCAUCGAGGAAAUCCGUGAUUCAAUGACAGCAUUAACUGAAUGCAUCUCGUCGAAAAUCAAUAUCCAUAAUAUAACAGAAGAAAUUAAGGAAGCCUCACCUAAGGGAAUCCUUGACGAGGUUUUUGCGAAAUAUUGCAAUGAAGUUCCAGCUAUUAAACAAUGCAGAAUUCCCGUCAUAUCCGCAAUGCAAGUUUGCCUUUCAGACCAAGCUGAUCAGGAUCUUGAAGUCUUAGACGAAGCCAUGAAUGCAGCAUUGGAUUUCAUGUGCUACAAAGGAGGGGAACGGAUAGCAAUUUUCAUGUCUGAAAAUGGAACCGAUUGUUUCUUUUCAAAUGUGGAUAACAUAGCAACAUGCCUGAAUGGUAGUUUGCCUGAAAUGGAAGCCGCCAUCACUAGCAUGCAGACGACCAACACGUCUAUCUUUAACGAUGAAAACUGCCGGCUGGAAAGCAAAAUGAAGGCAUGUGUAAUUGACGGGUUGAAAACCUGUUCUGACCCUACACCUGCCAACGUUGUUGAAGGCUUAAUCGACUCCAUGAUCAAAAGGACACCGUGCCACAAAAGCGAAGCUAGUAGCAUGAGUUUUUCUUAUUCCUUCCGUUCUUCAGUAUUACUUUCGACAUUGGCAGCUUUGGUGGUGGCCACGCGAACCAUGUUCUACCCCUAAGUAUUGUGCAACAUAAUAUCUAGUCUCAGAAUAUGCCCAAAGCCUUGUCAUUUUUGUGCGUAAAUCAUUGUGAUUGCUUCCGGAGAAUGCGAUAGUUGGUGGUAAGUGUACUCUUCCGGCAAUAGUGUUUUGACAAAUAACCACGUUUAUGAAGUUUUUAAUUACAUCCCACUAAAUUUCCCCCAACAAUAAAGAGUGUUACGUUUCAA
Molecule: messenger RNA, 1184 nt
Organism: Daphnia carinata
Lineage: Eukaryota; Metazoa; Arthropoda; Branchiopoda; Diplostraca; Daphniidae
Product: 27 kDa glycoprotein-like
Exons: 7
Coding region: 109-975 (288 amino acids)
Source: RefSeq, a predicted model, not a curated record